GCUCCACAUGUUGACAGCGCCUGCUGCUGCUGCUACCGUCCCAGUUGCUGUUCGUUCUUUUACGGGUCCAAGACCCAACAGCGCUUUCUCGAUCCGCACCAAGAAAGGCCAGGGCUUUGGAUACCUUCUUUUGGGUAAUUCGAAGCUCCAUUCAAUCCAAAGCGCCGUUUCUCCGGCUAGAUUGGAGAGGGUGGAUGAGAGUCGAAUUUUGACCCUAGACAGUAUACGACACUCUCUGAUACGCCAAGAAGAUAGCAUUAUUUUUGGCCUUCUUGAGAGAGCCCAAUACUGUUUCAAUGCUGAUACCUAUGGCCAAAAUGUAUUCACCAAGGAUGGCUCCUUAGUUGAAUUUAUGGUCAGGGAGACUGAGAAGCUUCAUGCACAGGUCGGAAGAUACAAAAGUCCUGAUGAACAUCCCUUUUUCCCGGAGGAUCUCCCUGAGCCAAUGCUACCACCUAUACAAUAUCCAAAGGUUUUGCACCCAAUUGCUGACUCAAUAAAUAUAAACAAGAAGAUAUGGGAAAUGUACUUCGGUAGGCUCCUGCCGAGGUUAGUUAAAGAAGGAGAUGAUGGAAACUGUGGUUCAUCUGCUGUUUGUGACACCAUAUGCUUACAGGCUCUAUCCAAGAGAAUACAUUAUGGCAAAUUCGUAGCAGAGGCAAAAUUCCAAGAAGCCCCCGAUGUCUAUCAACCUGCAAUAAGAGCACAAGAUGGCGAUCAACUCAUGAGGUUACUAACAUAUGAAUCAGUAGAAGCUGCAAUUACGCAGAGAGUUGAGGCAAAGGCCAAAGCAUAUGGCCAGGAGGUGACAAUUGGUGAUCAGAGUCAGAAAAAUGAGAACUCUGCCGCCUAUAAAAUCAAGCCGAAGUUAGUAGCUGAUCUCUAUGGGAAGUGGAUUAUGCCACUGACAAAGGAAGUGCAGGUUGCAUAUUUGCUAAGAAGAUUGGAUUGAAAAUUAUGCAGAUAUAUUGGUGAAUGCAAUGCAUUUAUAAGAUUGGGGAUGGUUAUGUUGCUCUCAUAUGUUCAUACACUUGGUUAAAGUUAGGAUCUGAGUCAAGAUUAGAUUGAUCUUGGGCUGUUGUUGGAUCCGGCAUAUCUGACAAUUUCAUGUUAAAAGAAGAAAAGGAUAAUGAAGGUGUGAAUUGAAGCCAAUACUGGAUUAGCUAUGAAAAUGAAUGGAAAUAGUUUUUUUUUCCUGUCUAUGUAUGAGAUUUCACGUGUAUACGGGAUGAUUAUUACAUAAUUCACAAGUCUACGUAUGAGAUUUCACGUGUAUACACCGUUAUUAUUACAUAAUUCACAAGUC
Messenger RNA from Asparagus officinalis (garden asparagus), 1306 nucleotides. Its product is annotated as chorismate mutase 1, chloroplastic-like. Gene Ontology annotation, molecular function: chorismate mutase activity. The record is from RefSeq and is a predicted model, not a curated record. NCBI's taxonomy places the organism in Eukaryota, Viridiplantae, Streptophyta, Magnoliopsida, Asparagales, Asparagaceae. The transcript has 6 exons. Gene Ontology annotation, biological process: chorismate metabolic process; aromatic amino acid biosynthetic process. Bases 8 to 952 code for a protein of 314 amino acids. Gene Ontology annotation, cellular component: cytoplasm.